GGGUGUUCACCAAUGAAUGCAGGGCGUCACCCUCAGGGACAAUACCGUGGCAUCAGCAGCACCAGGAAACGAUACUGCGGCGGCACGUUGAAAGAGAACUUCCGUUGCGCAAACAACUUCAGGACGUCCAGCGACUUGAGCGGCGAUCAUGGGACUCGACUUCCUGGCAGACGGAGGUGCCGACUUCGAGCAUGCAAUCACCGUAACAGGUUUUGGAAAGUUUCACUACAUGCUGUUGACGAUAUGCGGGCUGAUCUAUAUGGACACGGCCAUCGGCGUGACGAUACUUUCGUUCGUGCUCCCGGCAGCUCAAUGCGAUCUAGAAAUGGACUCCAGCGCGAAGGGUUGGCUAACAGCUUCUCCGAUGUUAGGUAUGGUGAUUGGAUCGUAUAUAUGGGGAUGCCUGGCUGACACGAAGGGUAGAAAGAUCGUAUUAAUAGCUACGCUGCUGAUGGACGGUAUCGUGGGCAUCUUGUCCUCGUUCGUCCAAUACUUUUGGGUGUUCCUGCUCUUUCGAUUCUUCAACGGCUUCGCUGUGACCGGCGCUAUGGGUAUUUGCUUCCCGUAUCUCGGCGAGUUUCAACCGACAAAAUACCGUGAACGCUGUCUGUGCUGGAUGGAGAUGUUUUGGACGGUCGGUGUGAUACUCUUACCGCUGAUCGCCUGGUUGAUCAUACCGCUGAACGUCAUGUACGUAAGCGAUAUGUUCUACUUCAAGACCUGGAAUCUUUUCGUGGCGCUGUGCGCCUUGCCGUCGCUUAUGCUCGGUCUUUGGCUGUUCGUCUUCCCGGAGAGCCCAAAAUUUUUGCUGGAAUGCGGCGAGACCGAAGCCGCCCUCGAAGUGUUCAAGUGGAUCUACUCGCAAAAUACCGGUGCCGACCCCGACACGUAUCCGGUGAAGUGUCUGCAAGAAAAAACGAAGGAACAAAACAAGAGCACUAGGUCGUUGAAGCUGCACAAACGGAAGGAUCUGAAAGUCCUUUUCGCGGAAAUACGAGAGCUGACAAGCGCGCUCUGCAAGCCACCUUAUUUGCGCAACACGCUGCUCGCCUGCGCUAUUCAAUUCGGACUCACCAGCAGCUACUACACUCUGAUGGUCUGGUUUCCGGAAUUGUUUACCAGGUUCGAAGAAUUCGAGCAUGCGAAUCCGGGGGAGAGCACGUCGGUGUGUAUAGUAUCUGCCCUGCCAGACAACGGCACCAUAAUUGACCUUUACGGAUGUGAUACGACGAUCGCACCGUCCGUUUACCUGCACACGGUGUAUAUUGGGCUCGCGUGUAUCCCAGGUUCCAUUAUUCUGCCCCUCUUCGUGCACAAAUUGGGAGCCAAAUUCUUCCUGAUCUUAUCAUUGGUGGUUUCUGGCGCGGUGACGGUGGGUUUUUACUACGUAGUGAACUCUAUGCAGAAUCUGUGGCUUUCAUGCGUGUUCGAGGCGCUCACAUCUCUCGGGAUCUCUCUAGUUUAUUGCGUGAUCGUCGACAUGUUCCCGACGAAUCUCAGGGUGAUGGCCGCGGCUUUAUCGUUGACGAUGGGCCGGCUGGGAGCUUUGGUCGGCAACUUAGUGUUCGGUUAUUUGAUCGAUUUGGCCUGCGUAAUACCAAUCGUGUUAUUCGCUGCGUUUCUUUUUGCAUGUGGUUUCAUGUCAUUUCUAUUACCAAGAACUGGGAAGGAAACAUUGGAGUAAUGGAGAAAAGAAGAGGUCGCUCUACUUCUGUUUGUUCAAACGACUCUGAAAACUCAAGAAAUCUGCACCUGGAUCACUCAUCGUUAUAUUUAUUAAUAAACUUAUUUGUAAAAACUGUGCGAGACCAUUCACACUGUCCUUGACAAUUAGUUACUUAAUUCAGAUGAAACUGUCAGAUUUAUAUUCAAAUAACAGAUAAUUAUAUAUUAGAUAUUAUUAGAUAAUGAUAUUUAAUUUGGUAACAAGAUAGAGUCUACCAAUAUCAAGAUUAGUAUCAUUGCGAUCUGUCAUCUAUCAGUCAGUAUAAUCAAACCAAAAGGUGAUAAGAAAACAAUUGCGAUUUAAUUAAAACUGUGCUAUAAUUAUAAUUUUGAACUCUUAA
This is a messenger RNA of Odontomachus brunneus, 2066 nucleotides long. Its product is annotated as synaptic vesicle glycoprotein 2C-like. Gene Ontology annotation, biological process: transmembrane transport. Gene Ontology annotation, cellular component: membrane. Lineage: Eukaryota; Metazoa; Arthropoda; Insecta; Hymenoptera; Formicidae. The coding region runs from base 149 to 1684 and encodes 511 amino acids. The record is from RefSeq and is a predicted model, not a curated record. The transcript is spliced from 11 exons. Gene Ontology annotation, molecular function: transmembrane transporter activity.